Callorhinchus milii (elephant shark) is the source of this 886-nucleotide messenger RNA. RefSeq lists its product as uncharacterized. The record is from RefSeq and is a predicted model, not a curated record. NCBI's taxonomy places the organism in Eukaryota, Metazoa, Chordata, Chondrichthyes, Chimaeriformes, Callorhinchidae. Bases 265 to 840 code for a protein of 191 amino acids. The transcript is spliced from 4 exons.
ACCGAGAGAGUCAGAGAUUGCGAUAGAGUCAGUGAGAGACACAGACAGUGAGUGAGUGAGAGAGAGAGAGAGAGAGAGAGAAAAUUAGAGAGGUUCAGACAGUAAGAGAGUCAGAUACUCAGGUGGAGUGAGAGCGCGAGAGAGACCGACAGUGAGAGACAGAGAUUGAGUUAGAGACAGAGAGAAUCACAGACAGAGAGCGAGGGGAAAUUUUGCCCGCGAUCGAUUGGGAAACAGAAUUACAGGAUUGCUCAGUGGGUGAGGAUGAAGUGUGCUGCUCUGCCGGCUCUGGCUCUGGCUCUGGCUCUGGCACUUGCUUUAAGUCUCGAAACGGCACAGUGUAAAGAGCAACGGGUGACAGACAACUGGAAAUGGAACUACAGAGAAGGAGUUGACCGGGUGAAUAUCCAGGGAGUGCGGAGUGUUUCCCGUGUCCUCGACCACUGGGGGAACAGGAUCUUCAACACAAUGAGGGACACCAUCAUCAACCACCCCCAGGACGUGCUGCCCGACUACUCCAGGAUCAGGCCACUCUCUGAAGCCCUGGAUGAUUUGUUCCGGGAGGUGAAGACCCUGAAAAAACACCUGUUGUUGCUGAACGAGCGGUUGGGGGGUCUCGAGAGUGACCUGACCUCGGUGGGCUUCGGCAAACCCCUGAAGGUGAAGCGGGUGGUGAUGAGGAGGGUCCCACAGAGAGCCGGGGGCAGGAUUCUGUCCAGGAGAAUGAGACUCCAACCCAGACAGAGGGGGCGGGGGGCAUAUCGCACCUCCCAGCGCCAGCCCAGGGCCUCCCCAGGCACACGGGAGAGGAUCGUGCCACGCAAUUCCACCUAUACUUAGACGGCGGAUCUUAAAAUGGUAGGAAAGAGAAACGGUCGAACGGCUA